Linum trigynum is the source of this 1229-nucleotide messenger RNA. The record is from the annotation of a GenBank genome assembly. Lineage: Eukaryota; Viridiplantae; Streptophyta; Magnoliopsida; Malpighiales; Linaceae.
CUCCACAUACAAAAUGCCUUUGUUAUAAGCCAACCGCCCACUUCCUUAAUCCACAAGUCAUGACAUGCUCUGUCACAGCUGCUUCAUAAAGCAGUCUGAAAAUGAGCCAUGGAAAAAGAUCAGCCUUCCUUCUAUUAUUCCAAUCAAAUCCAAAAUCAAAUCCCACCCUGAGAAAGCAAGAGAAAAAGGAAUAAACCCAUUCAAAAGAAAACAACUUCCUCAUCACCACAAUAUUCUCACAUUGAGAGAUAUAUAAAUAGGCAGGGCAGCCAUGGAGUUUAAUGUGGAGUAUUCAGGGAGGAAACUAGAAGCAGCAGCAGCAGCAGCAGAGGUCCUUGGAAAAUGAAACAAGCUGUGCAACAACUUCAACUUGGGUACCAGGAUUUCGAGCCGACGGCGGAUUGGUUGAGAAAUGAUGCUGAAUCUCACACCUUCCUCCUCUACCUUCCAGGUUUCAGGAAGGAGCAACUGAAGGUUCAGGUGACAUCAGCUGGAAACCUGAGGAUAAGUGGAGAAGGUCCCAUUGUUGGCGACAAUAGAAUCAGCCGGUUCAGACAUGAAGUCUCCAUCUCAUCAUCAUUGUAUGACAUUGAUGGGAUUGCUGCAAAGUUCGAAGGUGGCGUGCUUCGGAUCAAACUCCCCAAGAAGCAGCAGCCACAGGAAUCUGAGCCUCUGAAGAAGGCAGAUGAACAAAUGCCACAGAAAGAUCAAACAGAUUCAGAAUCGAAUCUGGAGAAACCUAAUCCGCCUACUGAUCCAAAAGUUUCAGCAACGGAUGGCCCUGGAAAUGGCACUUUGAAUGAUCACAAGACUACUCCUCAGGAUGCUGAAGCUGUGAAGCAGGAAACAGCAACUGAAGUUUCGUCCCCCGGUGUAGUGUUGAAUUACAGGGAGUUCUUUGAUGGGAUUGUGACGAAGUUGAAGAUGAUCAAGAGGAGCGAAUCGGCAGGCAUUGUCAUGGCAGCAGGAUUGAUGGGUCUGGUAGUGGGAUUUUGCCUGGAAAAGGCAGUCAGGUCGUUCCAGAGCGGAACAGGGGAUGUAGCUUCAUGAAGAAUGCUUAAACAGUACCAAUUUGGUUUGUCAAGAAAUGAAUUUGAAAAUGGUGCAUGUUUGUGCAGAUGCUGAGAAAACAUUAAUGUUAUGAUAACAUAAAUAAAUAACCUUCAGCUUUCAGGAAUGAGAUGGAUAAACUGGAAUCUAGCUCAAUUCAAUAUAUUCAAACUGCAACA